Molecule: messenger RNA, 681 nt
Organism: Erythranthe guttata (spotted monkey flower)
Lineage: Eukaryota; Viridiplantae; Streptophyta; Magnoliopsida; Lamiales; Phrymaceae
Source: RefSeq, a predicted model, not a curated record
AUGAGCCACUGUGUUGCAGAGUGCACCAGACGGAUUGGAAGCCAGGCUAUCUCAGACUACCCCCUCCCACAAAUUCCUGCGACAUUAUGCAGUUCUGACAAAGAGAUUCUGGUGUGGCAAGUAGACUCAGUUAGACCAGACUCUGAAGGUAUAGUCCUCCAGGAAGGGGGUGCCGCCCGUGCAGCUGCUACCGCCACCAAUGCCGUGAACCAAGAGCAGCAGGGCUUCAAAAGAGACGCAGACGAGUACAAGCCGAUAGCCAAUAUCACCCGAAUCUUGCGGCGCGUCCUCCCCACCCAUGCCAAAAUCGCCGACGAUGCCAAGGAAGCUAUCCAGGAAUGCGUCUCCGAGUUCAUCAGCUUUAUCACCGCUGAGGCAAACCGGCGUUGCCGCCACGACUACAGGACAACAGUCAAACCGGAGGACGUGCUGGCAGCAAUGGCCUCUCUUGGUUUCGACGACUAUUUGGAGUCGCUCACAGUUUUCCUCAACAACCACCGCAUGCAGCAGGACCCCGAGCGUGGCUCUAGGGAUCAAUUAUCGCAGUUUGUUAGGCGAGACGGUGGCGUCGGAGUUGGCUUCCUUCACCAGCAACCGCAAGGUGCUCCCAACAAUGGGGUAUUACGUCCCCUUACCUCCACCUGUUGCUGCUACGGUGGAAAACGAGGAAUGGUGCUAUAA